AUGGAAAACGAAGACAUGGAUACGCAAAAGAGGAUUCGAUUUGCUUCAACAAUUAGUAGUAUGUAUGAUGUGCAGACUCAAAUGAUUGUGAUGAUUCAAGAUAUACAGAAAAAGAUUGGAAAGUCAUUGGGAUUUGAUAGUCAUACGGAAAAUGACACUAAAUGGAUUGAU
Molecule: messenger RNA, 171 nt
Organism: Funneliformis caledonium
Lineage: Eukaryota; Fungi; Glomeromycota; Glomeromycetes; Glomerales; Glomeraceae
Source: the annotation of a GenBank genome assembly